Messenger RNA from Quercus lobata, 2411 nucleotides. Its product is annotated as integrator complex subunit. The transcript is spliced from 12 exons. NCBI's taxonomy places the organism in Eukaryota, Viridiplantae, Streptophyta, Magnoliopsida, Fagales, Fagaceae. Bases 203 to 2317 code for a protein of 704 amino acids. The record is from RefSeq and is a predicted model, not a curated record. Gene Ontology annotation, biological process: snRNA 3'-end processing. Gene Ontology annotation, cellular component: integrator complex.
AAAAACCGAACCCGCCCCCGACCCAUCCCAUGAUUCGUUUUUCUGUCUUCUAUCUUUCUUCCUGUUAUCUCAUCUGUCGUCCGUCUCUGUCUCAUCUUUGCCGCCGUCGCCGCAGGAUGUCCCAGCCUCAUAAUCUCAGGUGAACAUACUUGCUGUAGCAAGAGAGAGUGACCAGUAUUUGCAGUGGCAAAAUUUCAUCCCCAUGAAGUUCACAUGUUUGAGCAGAGGUGGGGGUUUUCAUUUCCCACCAUGUCACAUGGUCAAUGUAUCUGGGUUUAGGAUAUUAUUCGAUUGCCCCAUGGACCUUUCAGCUCUUUCAAUCUUCUCUCCUGUUCCCACUGGCUUUGAUGCUGAGGUGGAUGUUAAAGUUUCUGACUUUCAAGAUUCUAGUUCUUCAAGUUCAGAAUCUGUUGCUAGAAAAAGGCAGAAAAUCAACAAGCCCCUUGAUGUAAAUGAUUUGAUUUAUGCAGUGCCUUGGUACAAAACUGUUAAUAACUUGCAUCUGUGGAAUGUGUCUUUUAUUGAUAUUGUAUUAAUCUCAAGCCCAAUGGGUAUGCUAGGAUUACCGUUUCUUACUCGGAUGAAGGGUUUUUCCGCUAAGAUAUAUGUAACUGAAGUAACAGCUAGACUUGGGCAGCUUAUGAUGGAGGAACUUGUUUCAAUGCAUAUGGAAUUCAGGCAAUUUUAUGGGCCUGAGGGGUCUAGUUUCCCUCAAUGGAUGAGUUGGGAAGAGCUUGAAUUGCUUCCAUCUGCUCUGAGAGAAGUAGUUUUAGGCAAAGAUAGGACAGAGCUAGGUGCUUGGGUGCCCUUGUACAGUGCAGCUGAUGUGACAGAUUGCACACAGAAGGUUCAGACACUUAGAUAUGCUGAAGAGACCUGCUACAAUGGCACAUUGAUCAUAAAAGCUUUCAGCUCUGGUUUAGAAAUAGGCACUUGUAAUUGGACUAUAAAUGGUCCAAAAAGAGAUGUUGCUUUUAUUUCAAACUCUAUCUUUCUUCCUGCUCAUGCGAUGAAAUUUGAUUAUCGUUCUCUUCAAUCGAAUGAUAUCGUAUUAUAUUCAGAUUUCUCAUCCUUGGAUGCCAUGGAAAAUGUUGAGGAUGAUGAUGGUUUCUCUAUUCCAACUACCGACAGUAUGUCGACUCUCAGCACGGACAACAACAACAAUUGGGAAGAGUUAGUUGAAUCCUUACUUUAUACAGAUGAUAGUUUGGAAGAACAGGAGAAACUAUCUUAUCUCUGCUACUGUGCUAUAGAUUCUCUUAAAGUUGGUGGUUCUGUCCUCAUUCCCAUCAAUCGACUUGGAACUCUUCUGCAGCUUCUGGAGCAGAUAUCAGCUUCACUAGAAUCUUCAACUCUGAAGGUUCCCAUAUAUGUUAUUUCUUCUAUAGCUGAAGAACUAUUGGCAUACACCAAUGUCAUUCCAGAAUGGCUAUGCAAAGAGCGGCAAGAAAAGUUGUUUUCUGGCGAGCCAUUGUUUUCACAUGUUGAGCUCAUAAAAGACAAGAAGCUUCAUGUCUUUCCUGCCGUUCAUUCGCCUAAAUUGUUAACUAAUUGGCAGGAACCUUGCAUUGUAUUUGCUCCUCACUGGAGUCUACGGCUUGGUCCAGUUGUUCAUUUUCUUCGACGUUGGUGUGGGGAUCCAAACUCUUUGCUUGUCCUAGAGAGUACACUGGAUGCUGAGUUGGCGCUCUUGCCUUUCAAGCCAAUGGCAAUGAAGGUUCUUCAGUGCUCAUUUCUCUCUGGAAUAAAGUUGCAAAAAGUUCAGCCUUUGCUGAAGAUAUUGCAGCCAAAAAUUGUUCUGUUACCUGAGGAUUUGAGGCAACAAACCAGAUUUACAAAUGCUAAUUCAUUCUCCGUCAUUCACUAUUCUGAAAUUGCAUCGAUACGUAUACCAAGCUUGAAGGACAAUUCAGAAGUAGAAAUUUCAACUGACUUGGCUCUCCAGUUCCAAUGGAGAAAUUUAAAGCAUGAAAACAUGACUGUCACAAGAUUAAAAGGAGAGCUCUCAGUAUAUCAUGGCAAGCAACGGUUACUCUCUGGAAGUGAGCAGGCAAAAUCCUCCAAGAUAAGGCCACUGCUACACUGGGGUUCACCUGAUUUGGAAAAGCUUCUAAAUAUAUUGUCAAAUAUAGGCAUUAAUGGAUCUGUAGAACAAUGCAUGGGCAAUGGUGAAUCAGAAAAAGCUUGUAUAGUACACGUCCAUGAACCUAAAAAAGCUUUGAUUGAAAUAGGAACGAGUACUAUCAUUAGUGCUGGUGAUGAGAAUUUAGCCUCUAAAAUUUUUGAAGCUAUAGAUAAAGUUUUGGAAGGCAUUUAAAGAAGGGAAUUCUUCUCUUUACGUGAAUCAUUGUCUGGAUAUUUUGCACAAGCAUAUACCCGAAUAUAUAGACUAAGGCUUCGUUGAUGUUGUA